AUGCGCCCAGCGCCCAAACACUCCAAACUGACCGCCGACGGGCUCGGCGUGACCAUACUGGUGCCUCCGGAAAACACACAAAAGGGCAGUGUUACGCUUCCAAGCACACCUCUCAGAGGCCCUACUACGAAAAGCUCCAUGGCCAGGCUCUCCAGAACGGAGGAGUUUGGCUCCUCUUUGGAGCGGAUCCGGCUGCUUAACAAAAUCGGCCUCAGGUCGCCGAUGUUGAAUCGCCACAGACCUAGUGGGUUGGAGCCUUAUGCGUCAUACUACGAGGAGAGUGUCCACACCCAUAGAACGGUCAGAACCAUGGCGCUGAGGAUUUUCUCCAUUGUGAAUACUCCGUUGUCGAGCUUCAAAAGAUACUACGAUGACUUUACUACCAUCGACUGGGCCAAGGCUUUCACCCUGAUGAACAUGUUCAACUAUGGAGUCCACCAUGGCAUCUAUUUCAAGCAGGGAGAGCCGUCAGACCCUGAAAAUGGCGACGACGAAAGCGCUGUGUACCUGUCGCCACUCUCAUUGGUCCACCGGACGUACCUUCUUUUGGGAAAGUGGGUGUUGAUCACCAUCAUCGCGUUCUUUUUCGCCGUCAUUGCCUUCUUCAUCGACAAGUUCGAGGUGCUUCUCGUGGGCUUCAAGCACGGCUUCUGCAAGUCCAACUGGUUUGCUUCUCAGGUGUCGUGCUGCUCGAUCCCUAGAGAAAGCGUCUUCUCUGACAUUUCGCUGGAAUGCUCAGAUUGGGUAUCGUGGUCGUCUCUCCUUCAAGGUAAUCACUUCGACGCAUACCUUCGCCUUGAUUUUGCCAUCUACGUGAUGCUCACCUUAGCAUUGGCCCUUUUGGCUGGAGUCAUUACGCUUACAACGAAGAUUCCCUCAAGGUUCCCAUACCCCGGAAAUGAAAGCCCUAUGUCAGAGUCAGUUAUGCUAGACCCAGCAGAACGUAACGAGAAGGCUCCUCAAGUGAUCUACUCCGGAGCAGGCUCUGGUGUCCCUGAAGUGAAAACCAUUCUUUCUGGCUUUGUCAUUAGACGCUUUUUGGGAUCGUACACUCUUUUCGCUAAAACAAUUGCACUUAUUUUUGCUAUAGCAUCAGGCAUGGCCCUCGGAAAAGAGGGCCCUUACGUUCAUUUAGCGACAUGUGUGGGCAACAUUUUCACCCGAUUGUUUCCCUAUAUCAACGGUAAUGAUUUACUCAAGAAACAAGUUCUUUCCGCCGCAGCAUCCUCUGGAGUGGCACUUGCAUUCGGCUCACCACUAGGCGGAGUAUUGUUCAUUUUGGAGGAAAUCAACCAUUACUUACCCUCCCACCAGCUUUUCCUUAUCUUCAUCUGUGCCAUGACAUCCACAUUGUUCCUCAAGUUCUUGAAUCCAUACGGCACCAACAAGACCGUUUUGUUUGAGCUCAACUACGAGAGUGACUGGAGAGCAACCGAACUUACAUUUUUUGUUAUCAUUGGUAUUGCCGGUGGUAUUUUCGGCGCAUUGUUUGUCAGAUUUACAAAAUGGUGGCCCAAGACAUUCCGUCAACUCAAGUUCAUUAAGGGCCACCCCAUGGUGGAUAUAUUUUGCGUCGCUUUAGCAACUGGUGUGAUUACCUUUUGGAACCCAUACACAAAGCAAGCAUCUUCGGAGUUGGUUUUGGAUCUCGCUACUUCUUGUAGCGCCCACGAAUUAGAUACCACAUUGUGUCCGGCUAACAAAGAUCAAUUCGUCUCUGAGCUAUGGCGAUUGAUCAUUGCAUUUGUCAUCAAAAUAUUCCUUACCUUUAUUACUUUUGGCUUGAAGGUUCCUUGUGGAAUCUACGUCCCAUCCAUGGUGGUGGGUGCAUUAUUUGGCCGUAUAUUCGGCAUGUCUAUUCAACUAGCAAAUAAGAGAUUCUCAAUUGACGAGAAGCUCAACAUUGAGGUGAUGAACUACGUUUGUGCUGAGAACUCAGGUGAAUGCGUGGAUUUGGGCAUCUAUUCCAUGAUCAGCGCAGGCGCUUUCAUGGCAGGUGUAACCAGAAUGAACAUCACCUUAGUGACGAUCCUUUUUGAACUCACCAGUUCUUACACUUAUGUUUUGCCUAUCGCUAUUGCAAUUGCCGUUGCCAAUUGGGUUGGCGGUCUUAUCGAGGAAAACUCAUUGUACGAAGCACUCCUUAUUGCCAAUGAUUAUCCAUUUUUGUCUCCGGAGUCCGAAGCCAUUGAUCCAUUUGCCUCUGCGGGAGAAUUGUUGCCAGAUGGUGAUUUCUGCAAGAAAGAAGAAAGAUCGGAAGUGGACGACGAAGAAGGUGGUUCUAAAAACCAAAGCGCAUCGGGCUCCUCGGAUGAGCCAUCCGACAUUUCCCAAUUGAGCUCAUUCGGUCUAGACGAAAAGCUCCACAUUGACGUUUCAGAUACACCCUAUGUGUCGACUAGGGUUCUUUGGUCUAAGCUCACAUUGUUAACGAAAAAGUCGCUUCUUGACGGCUGCAUCCCUCUCAUCAAGGAGGGAAAUUGUGUUGGUACUGUCUUCUUCUCGGAGCUCGAGUUCUGUCUUGAUAGAGUCAGCGAGUUCUCACACGAGUUUGAUAUCACCGAGGAAGUUUACUGCAAAGUUUUCAGAACAAGCGUCUACAAAGAUUCAGCUUGGAAGCCCUACCAAUAUCAUAAUGAAAAAGUAUUGGUUGCAGCUUUGGACAACAAGAGAAGCAACUCAUACAGAGACGUGCCAACAGAGGACUACUUCAACUACCGCAGCAACGAGGAAUAUGUGACCUUUGAAAAUGAACGAAGGAUGUAUGAGGCGCACCUCACAUCUCUUACAAACUUCAUCCGGUACGUCAACACAGACCCCAUUUUCAUCAACUACGAUGCGACCUUGACAUUGGCGCACCUAAUUUUCGACCGAAUCGGAACACGCAUUGUCGUGUUGCAGAAGGACGGAAAAUAUUAUGGAGUGCUUCACAAAAAAGCCUUGGUGGAUUUUUGCCGCAGACCCCACAAGCACUAA
Messenger RNA from Candidozyma duobushaemuli, 2976 nucleotides. It is a transcript of the gene GEF2, whose product is annotated as Gef2p. The coding region runs from base 1 to 2976 and encodes 991 amino acids. Gene Ontology annotation, cellular component: early endosome; Golgi apparatus; membrane. Lineage: Eukaryota; Fungi; Ascomycota; Pichiomycetes; Serinales; Metschnikowiaceae. Gene Ontology annotation, biological process: transmembrane transport; chloride transport. Gene Ontology annotation, molecular function: voltage-gated chloride channel activity. The transcript has a single exon. The record is from RefSeq and is a predicted model, not a curated record.